GAGAGGAGCUUCGGAGUUCAAAGUAAAGGAAUAAAGAUUCUCAGGAGACUCCAGAGCUCUGUGUGGUUUAACUCUACCCUGCAGAGCUCUGUGCUUGCUUUGCACUGGCUUGGGUCACUGUGCAAUGCUGCCCUCUGAAAACCCCUCUGAAUGAUGCAGAACCAGCACAGAGCACGUGCUGGGACUUGCACCCCCUUUCUGUGUUGAGAUCAGUGUAUGUUUUGCAAGGCAAUGGUAGCAUUGGGCUUCCAAAAACGAUGUUCAGCAGAAGCUGCUCCUGACAGGAAUCUCGAAAGGAGAAGAUCUGGAGUAUCGCUGGCUGUUUGAGGAACAGGAGGCAUCGGUGCAAGGUAACCACUGGGGUGAGGACGCAGCCAGGCAUCAACCAGCUCUUCUUUGCGUGUGGUACCUCGGAAUGGAGAACAUCUGGUAUUGGCUUGAUGACUUCGAGUGGAUCGAGUAUGGGACAGAGCAUCCGUAUCAUUCAUCUGCCUCGGUAAAUUCUGCAGAUCUGGAGCAGGCUUUUCUAGCUGACCCUAAAGGCACUCUGUUAUUCUCAGCCGGUUCACAGAUAUAUGAGUUAAACUUUAAAGACAUGGUCCAAAGAAAUUUGGUCUCUGAAACUCGAAGAAAAGUUGUCCGAUUACCAAAAGCUCUGUCCCCUCCAUUUGGACACAACAUGAGCCAGGACACGAAUCUAUCAUUUUCUUCAUGCCCUCCAGAAUGGGACCAAUCAGCAGUGCCUGACAUUGGGUACAAGUUGGUAGAGCUCAGUUCCAGUUCCAGCGAAUAUGUAAAAAUUAAGAGGCUGUUUGAGAAAACAAUGAAACAUUACAACAUCUGUCGGCUACAGAGGGUCCAGAACCCAUCACUAUGGCAAGUUUUUCAGUGGCAAAAGGAGCAGAUGAAGAAGCUCAAUAAAUCAAAAUGUGUGGAUGAGCGGCUCCUGUUCCAUGGGACAAAUCCAUCCCUUUUGCCAGCCAUCUGUGAGCAGAAUUUUGACUGGAGGAUUUGUGGCGUUAAUGGGACGGCGUAUGGAAAAGGAAGCUACUUUGCCAGAGAUGCCCGUUAUGCUCAUGAUUACAGUUCCUCUAAGAGUGGUCGCUACAGCAUGUUUGUAGCUCAGGUUCUUGUUGGAGAAUUUGUUCAGGGACAAUCUGAGUACCUUCGUCCUCCACCCAGACCCAGCAGUCCCAACAGGCUUUACGACAGCUGCGUGGAUGAUCCAGAAGACCCUUCAAUUUUUGUCAUCUUUGAGAAGUACCAGAUUUACCCUGCCUAUAUUUUGGAGUACUGCAUUGAAUCUUCAUGUGUGAUUCUGUAGUGAAUGGCACUACACUAAUGGCAGUGAAUUUUCACUGAAACAAUAAUCAAUAGAUAUAUUUUUUUUUUCAUAUUUGUACAAGUUUAGAACUUGCUAAUGUCAAAAUUUCCUUUGAGAAGCUAGAGAACAUUUUGUCAUGCAGCAAACCAAUGUCAAUCCCCUGUGGGAUUUUGGGGCAUAGUUUUUGUUGGUCUGAAGAAAAGGAAACUGCACAGAGGAGAGGAUGGAUGCAAAAAUGCAGAGAGGAGUUUGGAAGAAAAGGAGUUUUCUGAAUGCGUAAAAAUUAUUUUUGACUGUGGGGGGAGUUCACAGAGCCUUCAGCAAUUAGGUGCCAGAUUCUUCAUUUAGAAGAUCAGGCAGGGGUCUGGUGGGUGCUGCUCUAAGGGUGCACUGCGAUGUGUGACUGCUGAGGUGUAGCUGUUUUUAACUUUGCGUGGGCUGGACUACCAGAUCUGAAGCAGAAGCACUCCUUGAGAAGCCCACGUUAUUUCAGGGUCACUGCACAAUCCUCAGUUCAUGUCACUGCUAGAUGGAACCGUCCCACCUCUGGGUGUGGGUUGCUGCUCUUCUCCCAGUGCUACUGCUGAUGACUGUACUAGGGUGGGCAGGAUCAGAUGUAGAGCAUUCAUCUACUUGAAAACUGACUUAGUCAAAAAGCCAACCAAACAACCCAACCCAACAACAACAACAACAACAACAAAAAAAACAAACAAACACAAUAAAGCACAGAACCAACAACUGCAAACCCAAAAUACCAGCGAGGACAGUUCCCAGCUUUGCUUGUGCCAACCCAAUAAAGAGGGGGUAGGCUGCACCGCAGUCUUUGGCAAAAGGUGAUACUGAACCUACAGCCCAAUCAGGGCUUUGAAUGGUAAAAUGUUGGGGAAUAUCUUAGUGAGUUGUUGAGACAUGAGAUCACUACUGAAAGUGAAAAGCAGCUUCAUCAGUGAGUACUUCUUCAUGGGGAUUUAGCUUGAUAUCAUAGAUCUGCUAAAAUGUCCCGUGAACCUGAACUUACUGCUACCUUGGGAGCACCUGUGCACCUCCCAGGUUCUGCAGCUGUGAACAAAAGCAUUCCUGAGCACCCUUUCAGGUGAGAAAUGCUUGCAAACAGGCAGCAACACGUGCCAUUGUCAGCAGGCACUGAGCAUGGAUCUGACAGAUACAUGAGCUUUUCUUUUUCCCCCAAGGGGAAAAAGUGUGAGUUCUCUACCCUGUCAAGAAUGGAUUAAAUAACUUCUGACUCAGACACAUGUGACUGACAGCUUCAGAGUCACUGAGGUGGUGGUGGAGAAGGUCCAACGGAGGAAUGCUGUGAGUAGCCAGGCUGCUUUCUGUGGAGCUCACUGCUCUCUGUGCCAGCCUGAGAGGUGCUGGGUGGGCAGGUGUUGGAGUGGGCUUGUCCCUGAGCAUCCACAGUGUGUGGAGCUCAUUCUAUUGACGGGUACAGAGGACACCUCCUCUCAGCAUGGGAUGAAAUGAUCAGUUGGAUCACGACUAAUGACUGCUGCACCUUUCCAAUACGUUGCCUGCUUUCAGGGUGCUGUUAAAGUGCUUUAUCUGUAUCUAAUGGGGAGGUUUAGGGAGCGCGGCAGCUGCAGAACACCCAAGGGAGAGGGCCAUGCUAAGAGGUCAGCCCCCUGCUCAGGAGUCCCCAGAUAGGAAAUUUUAGUGUUUAAAAAAAUAGAAAAAAAAUCCUAACACACACUCACAAAACACUCCCUCUGUGUGUGAAAGACGAAGCAGGGUAUUGGCAACUUCUCUUGUCAUUCCUUUAGCAAUUGUCUCGCAGGAACCAGCAGCAAUCUCAGAAGAAUCAAUUAUGUUUUGCACUUAAAUAAAUAAUGCAUUACUUCCACAUACUGAGACGUACCUAAUUUUCUCUUGCAAAGAUGUUAGCUCAAGCGGUCUUUUCAUCGUAAUUUAUUUCUAAUUGAUUUCCUGGUGGUGGUGCUCUAAGGUCUUUGUAGUGUAGUCCCUGGUUUUAAUGUUGUUGGUUACAUAGUCAUGCACCUGUUUCAGGCUUUCUAUUAAAUAACAUCUCAGCAAGUUUUCAGGCUUUCUUUUAAUUUACUCAUGCCAAGUUUGACUUUUCAGCAUUUUUUAAGAAUCCUUUUAACAACUUUGACAAAAUUUAUUACAGGCUGAUUAGACUGUACAAACCUAACGCUUGAUGGAAGGUGCUGAAUGGCAUGUUGUUUUUCAAAGCACUUAAACUCCUAAAAAUCAAACUGAACCCCAAAACCUGUAAGAAAACACAGAUAUUGUUCUUGUUGUAACGUGCUCAAUAAUUAAAUUUAUCAAAGCUGUUUCUGGACUGAGGCAA
This is a messenger RNA of Anas platyrhynchos (mallard), 3650 nucleotides long. The record is from RefSeq and is a predicted model, not a curated record. NCBI's taxonomy places the organism in Eukaryota, Metazoa, Chordata, Aves, Anseriformes, Anatidae.